AUGAAAAAACAUUAUCAUUAAACAUUUUUGGAAUAAAUCAUUUAUUUAUAAAAUUCAGAUACUUAACAAAAUAUGGAAUAUAAAGAGAUUAAUAUGAUUAAAAUUAAUUACCCUUAUUUUUAUCAAUCUCUCAAUACAUAAUAAAUUAAGUCUGAAUUUUGA
Molecule: messenger RNA, 162 nt
Organism: Paramecium sonneborni
Lineage: Eukaryota; Ciliophora; Oligohymenophorea; Peniculida; Parameciidae
Source: the annotation of a GenBank genome assembly